AAUGACUUGGUCACCUGCAGGCUACUAGGAUCCACCAUGCCACCUGCGUUUUACAAAGAAGGAGAUUAUGUGAUAGGAGGGAUUUUUGAAAUCCACUAUUACCUGCAUACUGUACAGCACAACUAUACCACUAUGCCCGAACCUCUAAAAUGUACUGGGAGCAUGGACACGCGGGAACUCAGAUUUGCACGCGCUUUGGAAUUUGCCGUAAAGGAAAUUAAUAAUAGAUCGGAUAUCUUGCCCAAUAUCACGCUUGGUUAUGCUAUACACGAUUCAUGUGGAGCUGCGCCGGUGGCUGUAAAAGUUGCUUUCCAGUUCGCCAACGGCCUCACACCUCGUGUUACCAUGAUGCCAUCUUGCUCCAAAACAGCCAACGUUGUAGCGCUUGUAGGCGCGUCUGGAUCAACACCGUCAAUUGGCAUGUCCCGGAUUCUGGGUCGCUUCGGAAUUCCACAGGUUAGCCCCUUCGCCACCUGUGCCUGCCUCAGCGAUAAGACGCAGCAUCCUGCCUUCUUCAGGACCAUACCAAGCGAUCACUACCAGGCCGCAGCUUUGGCACGACUGAUUAAACAUUUCGGAUGGACGUGGAUAGGAGCGGUGCGCAGCGAUUCUGACUACGGUAACAACGGCAUGGCAUCAUUCCUAGCUGCUGCACAAAAAGAGGGAAUCUGUGUAGAAUAUUCGGUGGCGUUCUACAGAUCAAAUUCGCAAGCCAAGUUGGAGAGGGUGGCGGAUGUCAUACGCAGCUCUACCGCACGAGUUAUCGUUGCUUUUCUCGCCCCAGGUGACCUGCGAAUCUUACUGGAGGAGUUGACUCGACGUCCCCCUCCACCUCUGCAGUGGAUUGGCAGCGAGUCCUGGGUCACAGACACUGAAUUGUUAAGAUUUGAAAUAUGUGCUGGAGCCAUCGGCUUCGGUAUUGAGCGUUCAGUUAUCCCUGGUUUGCGGCGCUUCCUUCUUGACCUCAAGGCUGAAGAAGCGUCAAAAUACCCACUUCUCACUGAGAUGUGGGAGGGUGCAUUUGGAUGCUCCCUUAACACUGUUCAAACUAAAACAGGCCAUAGCAGUGCUGUUGUUCCAUGCAAAGGGAAUGAAAAUCUGGCAGCCGUUCAAAUCCCCUACACUGACACCUCACAGCUGCGGAUCACAAACAUGGCUUACAAAGCAGCGUAUGCCAUAGCUCAUGCUAUCCAUGGCCUUGUAUGCAAAGAUAUGCCUGGUUCAAUGUCCAAAUGCAACAAAAGUAAAGUCCUUGAGCCAAUUCAGGUUCUUGAGCAACUCAAGAGGGUCAACUUCAGCGUAAAUGGAUAUCCAGUUUCUUUUGACUCGAACGGGGACCCUGUUGCCACCUAUGAGCUUGUUAACUGGCAGACGAUGCAAGAUGGAAGUGUGCAGUUUAUCACAGUGGGACGCUACGAUGCAUCACAGCCCAAAGGUCAGGAGUUCAGGAUCAGCGAAAGCAUCACAUGGAUGAAAGGACAAAAAAAGGUGCCCGUGUCUGUGUGCAGUGAGAGCUGUCCUCCAGGGACCAGGAAGGCCCAACAGAAAGGAAAGCCCAUAUGCUGCUAUGACUGUAUACCGUGUGGAGAGGGAGAAAUCAGCAACGAGACAGACUCGGUUGACUGUGUGUCAUGUCCUGCAGACCACUGGCCCAAUGCCCACAGAACCGAAUGCCUGCCCAAACCAGUCGAGUUCCUCUCAUGGGAUGAAGUCCUCGGCAUUGUACUUGCAGUUUGUUCGAUUUUAGGAGCUUGUAUCACUGUCGCUGUUGCUACUGUAUUCUACAAACACAGAAUGUCUCCUAUCGUCAGAGCGAACAACUCGGAACUGAGCUUCCUUCUGCUCUUCUCCUUGACUCUCUGCUUCCUCUGUUCUCUUACUUUCAUUGGUCAGCCCUCUGAGUGGUCCUGCAUGUUGCGUCACACAGCGUUUGGGAUCACUUUUGUUCUCUGCAUCUCCUGUGUUCUGGGGAAAACGAUAGUGGUGUUAAUGGCCUUCAGAGCCACUCUUCCAGGCAGUAAUGUCAUGAAGUGGUUUGGGCCUCUGCAACAGAGACUUGCUGUUCUGGCUUUCACUGUUGUACAGAAUGUAAUAUGUAUUUUAUGGCUUGCGCUGUCACCCCCAUUCCCUAUUAUGAACUUUUCACAUUACAAAGAAAGGAUCAUUCUUGAAUGUGACUUGGGUUCAGUGACCGCUUUCUGGGCCGUGUUGGGCUACAUUGGACUCCUUGCUCUGUUGUGUUUCGUACUGGCUUUUCUGGCUCGUAAACUCCCUGAUAACUUCAAUGAGGCCAAAUUUAUCACAUUCAGCAUGCUGAUAUUCUGUGCCGUCUGGAUCACUUUUAUCCCAGCUUACGUCAGCUCUCCUGGAAAAUUUACUGUAGCUGUGGAGAUUUUCGCCAUUUUAGCUUCAAGUUUUGGAUUAAUUAUAUGUAUUUUCUUUCCCAAGUGUUUCAUAAUUGUGUUUAGGCCAGAGCAAAAUACCAAAAAGCAUGUAAUGGGUAAAGUAGAGUUGAAGGCCCUAUGA
Messenger RNA from Engraulis encrasicolus (European anchovy), 2526 nucleotides. Its product is annotated as extracellular calcium-sensing receptor-like. The transcript has 6 exons. The record is from RefSeq and is a predicted model, not a curated record. Lineage: Eukaryota; Metazoa; Chordata; Actinopteri; Clupeiformes; Engraulidae. Gene Ontology annotation, cellular component: plasma membrane. The coding region runs from base 37 to 2526 and encodes 829 amino acids. Gene Ontology annotation, molecular function: G protein-coupled receptor activity. Gene Ontology annotation, biological process: G protein-coupled receptor signaling pathway.